AAUGCUAUGUUUGAUUGCUUACAAGUUACAACUACUCUUUGUAUCAUAUGAUUAAUGAAUUAUGAACCCAUUUUUAUUUUUUAAUUUCUCUAUAAAUAGCAUAUACUACCCUAACUCACAAUUAUCAAUAUAACAUACCAAAAAAAAAAAGUUUGAAUCAAAUACAUAUAUACAUACAUAUUACAUACCAUAAUGGUGGUUUGUAGUACUAUGAAAAACUCUAAUGAUAAUAAUAAUGAAGAUAAUCUUGUUUAUGGAAUAAGAUUAUCUUCCGUAGGAUCGGCGACAGUAACGGGAAAUUUAGUUUAUGAGCCUAAUAACAUGGAUUUAGCAAUGAAAGUACAUUAUCUAAGGGUAGUGUACUUUCUUGAUAGCCAAGCAAUUGAGGGAUUAAUCCCUUUUAAAUUGAAGGAGGCAAUUUUUGCAUGGCUUUGUUACUAUUAUGAAUCUUGUGGAAGGUUUAGGAGAUCUGAAGAAGAUGGUAGACCUUUUAUCAAGUGUAACGAUUGUGGGGUUAGAUUUGUCGAAGCAAAAAGCUCGAAAACCCUAGAUGAAUGGAUUCAAAUGGAGGAUACUUCUUCUCACAGGCUUCUUGUUGCUGAUAAUGUUCUUGGUCCUGAGCUCACUUUCUCUCCUCUUGUUUUUCUACAGAUUACCUCUUUCAAAUGUGGAGGAUUAUCUUUGGGCCUCAGCUGGGCCCAUGUGCUAGGAGAUGCAUUUUCAGCAGCAAACUAUAUGAACACUUUAGCACUAUUCUUGAAUGGGCUAAAGCCCAAAUUUUCUCCCAACCUAAACAAAGCACCUCCUCCCCAAAAUCUCAAGCCCAAAAAUCCCAUAAACUCAGAACCAUCAACUCUAAAGAUAGUGGGUUCACUUGGAAACCAUUGGAUCAUGCCCUUACCCUGUGAAAUGGGCACAAUCUCCCUUCAUUUGAAGCCCACUCAAUUGACCCAAUUGCAAGCAAAAUUUUCUGAGAAUGAUUCCACUCUAAGCCCAAUCCAAUCUUUUGAGAUGCUCAGUGCUGUAAUCUGGCGGGCCAUAGCAAGAAUCAAAGAUGGGCCUGAGCCCAACAUAGUGACCAUCAUCAAGAAAGACGCCGCAAGCCCAAUAGAGGAUGUCAUGGCUUUAAGGAACAACCAAUUUGUGGGCUCGGUUAAGGCGGAUUUUUCAGUAGGGAAGGCCCAUCCCAAAGUGCUUGCGGCCUUGAUCCAAGACAAGGCGAAGAGCGAAAGGGAUCAAAUUGAAGAGGUUGUGGGCCAAGACCCUGGAGGAUGUGAUUGUAUUAUAUACGGGUCGAAUUUGACAUUUGUGAACUUGGAAGAAGUGGACUUCUACGGGUUUGAGUUGAAAGGGUUAAGGCCAAGAUUUGUGAAUUGUUUUGUGGAUGGUGUUGGAGGAGAAGGGGUCGUUUUGGUACUUCCAAGUCCAAAAGAUAUUAAUGGUAAAAGCAAUGCCAAAACUUUGAGUGGAGGAAGAAUUGCGACAAUAAUUUUGCCGAAGAUUUAUAUGAUGGAGCUCAAGAAGGAGUUGAAGGAGUGGGGUCUUAGUGCUUAAACAAGGGGAGUUAUAUGCAUUUUAGGUACUUUUAUUUGAAGAACUAGUAUAGCGCGAGUUAAAAUUUAGUAUUUUGUCGUGUUAUUAUAAACACACUAUAAUUUGCUGUUCAAUUUAACUAUAACACAGUUAGCUAUGUUUUUGUCAUCUAUGUAUGAAAUUAUGUCAUCAAGAAAGAUCAUACAAUCUCUCUGUAAUAAGAGUCAAACUUUGUAUCUUUACUUUUUUCUAUUUAAUGUAUGAAGCGCAUAAUGUAUCAAAUUUAAUAUGUAUGAAAUUGUUUUGGAAGUAAAAGCUUGUUUCUCG
This is a messenger RNA of Chenopodium quinoa (quinoa), 1860 nucleotides long. RefSeq names its product protein ECERIFERUM 26-like. The coding region runs from base 193 to 1554 and encodes 453 amino acids. Gene Ontology annotation, molecular function: acyltransferase activity, transferring groups other than amino-acyl groups. Lineage: Eukaryota; Viridiplantae; Streptophyta; Magnoliopsida; Caryophyllales; Amaranthaceae. The record is from RefSeq and is a predicted model, not a curated record. The transcript has 2 exons.